GGCAGCAAAGGCCUGAGUAGGGUCCUGCCUGAGAGACAGGACCCAGGUUUGCAGGUCCCUGAACUGUCUGUUCUCUCCCUCUCUCCUACAGGAUGAAGAUGAGACGCUACAAGCUCUUUCUCAUGUUCUGUAUGGCCGGCCUAUGUCUUAUCUCCUUCCUGCACUUCUUUAAGACCCUGUCCUACGUCACCUUUCCCCGGGAACUGGCCUCCCUCAGUCCUAACCUCGUGUCCAGCUUCUUCUGGAACAAUGCCCCCGUCACGCCCCAGGUCAGUCCCGAGCCGGGUGGCCCUGACCUGCUGCGCACCCCGCUCUACUCCCAUUCGCCCUUGCUCCAGCCAUUGUCUCCGAGCAAGGCCACUGAGGAGCUCCACCGGAUGGACUUUGUGCUGCCUGAGGACACCACAGAAUAUUUCAUCCGCACCAAAGCGGGAGGCGUCUGCUUCAAGCCAGGUACCAAGAUGCUGGAGAAGCCGCCACCGGGGCGGCCAGAGGAGAAGCUAGAUGGCGCGGAUGGCUCUUCCGCCCGGGGUCCCUCUCGCCACCUCCUGAGCACCAAGGAGCGGCCAGGGAGCCGGGGUACGCGGCGCAAGUGGGUGGAGUGCGUGUGCCUGCCUGGCUGGCACGGACCCAGCUGCGGGGUGCCCACCGUGGUGCAGCACUCGAACCUGCCCACCAAAGAGAGACUGGUGCCCAGGGAGGUGCCGCGGCGGGUCAUCAACGCCAUCAACAUCAACCAUGAGUUUGACUUGCUGGACGUGCGCUUCCAUGAGCUGGGUGAUGUGGUGGACGCCUUCGUGGUGUGCGAAUCCAACUUCACUGCGUACGGGGAGCCGCGGCCGCUCAAGUUCCGCGAGAUGUUGGUCAACGGCACCUUCGAAUACAUCCGCCACAAGGUGCUCUAUGUCUUCCUGGACCAUUUCCCGCCCGGGGGCCGGCAGGACGGCUGGAUCGCUGAUGACUACCUGCGCACCUUCCUGACACAGGAUGGCGUCUCCCGGCUGCGCAACCUGCGUCCCGACGACGUCUUCAUCAUCGACGACGCAGAUGAGAUCCCCGCCCGAGACGGUGUCCUCUUCCUCAAGCUCUAUGACGGCUGGACGGAACCCUUCGCCUUCCACAUGCGCAAAUCGCUCUACGGCUUUUUCUGGAAGCAGCCGGGCACCCUGGAGGUGGUGUCGGGUUGCACCGUGGACAUGCUGCAGACAGUCUAUGGGCUGGAUGGCAUCCGCCUGCGCCGCCGCCAGUACUACACCAUGCCCAACUUCCGACAGUAUGAGAACCGCACGGGCCACAUCCUGGUGCAGUGGUCACUGGGCAGCCCGCUGCACUUUGCCGGUUGGCACUGUUCCUGGUGUUUCACCCCCAAGGGCAUCUACUUCAAGCUCGUGUCCGCCCAGAAUGGUGACUUCCCCCGCUGGGGGGACUAUGAGGACAAGCGGGACCUCAACUACAUCCGGAGCCUGAUCCGCACCGGAGGCUGGUUUGAUGGCACCCAACAGGAGUACCCGCCAGCUGAUCCCAGUGAACACAUGUACGCCCCUAAGUACCUGCUCAAGAACUACAAUCAGUUCCGCUACCUGCUGGAAAACCCCUACCAGGAGCCCAAGAGUACGGUGGCAGGCAGUCAGCGGAACAAGGAUGCCCAGGGCAGGCCACUGGCCAGGGGAGAGUUGGACGCGGUGGAAGGCUAAGGCUGCGUGA
This is a messenger RNA of Chrysochloris asiatica (Cape golden mole), 1704 nucleotides long. RefSeq names its product mannosyl (beta-1,4-)-glycoprotein beta-1,4-N-acetylglucosaminyltransferase (gene MGAT3). The record is from RefSeq and is a predicted model, not a curated record. Gene Ontology annotation, molecular function: beta-1,4-mannosylglycoprotein 4-beta-N-acetylglucosaminyltransferase activity. The transcript has a single exon. Gene Ontology annotation, biological process: protein N-linked glycosylation; N-acetylglucosamine metabolic process. Lineage: Eukaryota; Metazoa; Chordata; Mammalia; Afrosoricida; Chrysochloridae. Gene Ontology annotation, cellular component: membrane. Bases 93 to 1694 code for a protein of 533 amino acids.